AUGGAAGAUAGUAAUAAUAAUAAUAAUAACAAUAGUAGUAAUACUACUACUACAACCACGAAUACUAAUAUAGAGCAACCAUCUUCACCACCAACAAACACGAGUUCUGAUACAAACAUUAAUACACCAUCAUCAUCAUCAUCAACCACCGAACCUACAAAAAGAGAUUCAAUUAUUAUAUAUUUUAAGAAUGCAGGUAGUGCACCAGCUUUAAAACAAAAGAAAUUUAAAUUACAAGCAACGUUAUCUUUUCAACAUGUAAUCGAUAAUCUUAGGAAACAACUUAAAAUGAAACCAAAUGAACCAUUGUUUUGUUUUGUAAAUCAAGUCUUUCAACCUUCUCCUGAUGAAUGUUUAAGUGAAUUAUUUAAAUGUUUUAGUCAUAACGAUCAAUUAGUUGUAAAUUAUUCAAACGCUCCUGCUUGGGGAUAA
This is a messenger RNA of Cavenderia fasciculata, 432 nucleotides long. RefSeq names its product autophagy protein 12 (gene atg12). The coding region runs from base 1 to 432 and encodes 143 amino acids. Lineage: Eukaryota; Evosea; Eumycetozoa; Acytosteliales; Cavenderiaceae. The record is from RefSeq and is a predicted model, not a curated record. The transcript has 4 exons. Gene Ontology annotation, biological process: autophagosome assembly; autophagy of mitochondrion; nucleophagy. Gene Ontology annotation, cellular component: cytoplasm; Atg12-Atg5-Atg16 complex; phagophore assembly site membrane.